CCGAGUAGUCGCGUUCGGCAGCCGGACAAAGCAAGGCUCCGCCGCACUCGCGCUCGAGAACUCACUGGGAAGAACGUCGUCCUCGCGCCGGGCCUUUGGGGAACUGGCCCUCGAAGCAAGACUGGUCGUGCUGAGUGUGCUUCAUGUUGGUUGCUGCUAACUGAUGGACACCUGAUUUUGUGUUUGCAGAAAGGGAUUGGCGUAAUGUGCCCAUGGUGAUAUUGAGGAAAAAGACACGUCUUAUGUAUACGAACUGAAUCAUUUAUACGUUGUAAGGCAAUGAAACAUAUAAACAAAUCAUCGCGUAAAUAAAACUGUAUACAUAGUCAAAUGAGUGUGUAGAUGUGUAAUUGAACAAAGAGAUAAAUGAACUUACCUGAAGUUAAGUGUAAUUACAAAAGAAAUUCUUUACUACCGAGUAAAACCUACAACUUGAGAUAAAGUGCAUUUAUGGGGCACUGAAAAGAACGAACUAACCAGGAAAGACGUCAUACAUCAGGAAGGAAAGUCUGACAUUCUAAGAGAAGCUUUGGUUGAUUUUCUAGUGAAUACACAAAAGCUUCAGUUCUACUUCUUGGUUUCUUUUCGGGGAAAAUGAGAGCUGCUCAACAUCCGACAAAAUAUUCCGCUCUUCUGCUCCUGUUGCUCGCGGAACAUGCCUGCGCUGCCGCCACCACCACGCCCAGGAGCCACGGAGGAGCGGACGAAGGCGACGACUCCACAGGAACAACCGCUGGCGUCGGCGCUGAGGGCGUCCCGGGGUUGCUGGAGCUGAGUCAGGCGGUGACUCAGCUGACUCAGAGACUCGCUACACUCGAAGUUAGUCUCGAGUCACGCUUUCUGAGACUUGGAGAAACGAUGACUAAGGGGGACGCGUUGCUCGAGGCCAUCGGCGCCCGCAUGAGAAAAGUGGACACCCUGGUGGAGAAGGUGGAGGCCCUGGACACCCGCCUGACCCACGAGACGUCCUCCCUGCACUCCACUCUCAGGGAUACCAAUAGAGACCUUCAGGGCAUGGCGACAAAGCUAGGGGCGCUGGAGAACAAGGUCGAGGCAGGAGACGGGUCACGGCAUGAAACUAGGUCACACCACCAAGGAACGUCUGAAUUCAGCUCCGAAACCGAGAUUGCAGCGCAGGUCAAUCGCCGCGUGGGUCAGUACCUGGACACUACCCUGCCGCUCCUCUUCCAGCAGUCGAUGGAGCCGCUGUUCCUUAAGAUUUCCAAGAAGAUGGAGAAGGGCGUCGGCGAGCUGAUGGAGGCGUGGCAGCAGUCGCGCGAGGGGCUGGAGGACCUCGGGACUCAGACGCUGAGGGCGGCGAUGGAGGUGCGGGAGGAGGUGCAGGCGGAGGGGAAGAGGGUCGAGUCCGCCGUCCAAGAUAUCCACGAGAAGAUGCUCUCCCUCCACCAGGAUCUCGUCGCCAAGUUGACGAGACCGGCGCCAUCCUUAGGUGAAUUGCGGCCCGUCCUGCAGCAGGUGAACCAGAGCGUGGCCCAAAGCGUGGCCAGGGCUGCUGCCGGGCUGAACGUGUCCUUGCUGGAGGAAGCGGCCAGGAGGAACGUCGGGUCGGCUUCGCACGGCGCCGGCGAGAGGUACGGGCGGCCUCCUUUCGAGCCCCUGCACUGCCCGGACCCCAGCACCAUCGCUGCCCUCGAGGAGGUUAAGAGAUUACUUCAGUCUGUGCUGAAGAAAAGCGACGACUUACGACGUGGUCUAACGAAGCAGACGAGCGAGGGCGUGGACCUCUUGAAGCUCCUUCACCAAAGGUUUUCUGUCCUUCUUCGGCGCAUGAACACUGAGCCUAAUCAUGGUCAGAUGCUUCGAGCUGAAAUGCAAGAAUUGGGCUCCUUGGUGGAGUCUUCAUACUCAGCUGUUCUCGUCGCCCAGAACGCCUUCAUCGAGUCUUGCGAACGCAUUCAGAUGGAGGAACCGACGCUCGAACUCAAAAUCACCGAAAUCCUGGAUAAACUCGUGACGAAUAUUGAUUUAGGACACCAGUUUAAUCGCCGCCAGCUGUCAGACCUGAGAGAAUUGGUUGAACAUCUAGGAGUAGCUGCAAACGGCGAGUCAUCUUUCUAGUUAAACCUGUCGCGAAGCAUGGGGAGGUUUGAGCAACACACAUCUCCGGCCUCCGCCGGGAAAUUCGGAAAGCUGAAGGAGGCGGUGAUGGAGGGCAUCGAGAGCGCCAACCUGACGGUGGUGAAGCUGGAGGGUCUGGAGGAAAAGGUGGACGAUCUCUCGAACGAGCUGCUUGAGACCAACUGGGCGUACUUCCAGCAGAAAGAACCCGCUGACCGGCUGACGACGGCCGCCAAGGACCUAAGGGGCUUCGUGCAAGACCAGAUCCUCCAGACACUGAACCUCCACGAAUCCCUGCUGGCUGUCCUCGAGCAGCUGACGAUCAGCAACGACGUCGAUCAGCAGCAGGAAGCCAUAACGACCAUGCACCUGGAAAUUGAGCACGAUAGCAUGGAGCAAGGAACCUUCGUCCUGCCCUCGGAGUGCACCGCGGCUCUCAUACAGCAGGUCCGCAGCCUGCCUGAGUUCCAGACCAACCAGCAGGACAGGACCACUCCUGCCACAGCCGUCGAAGGGGCCCCCGAGGACUUGUCUGCGGUGUGGUUCAGCGGCCAAGACUUCGGGACUCCGGACCGGAUGUUCCCCCUGUACGGAGACCAUGGCUGGGUCGACAGGCAGGACGACUACUCCAGCCACGACGACUACGACUCAGAGUCCGCCUCCGGAGAAACCACGUCUUCUCCGACUCCUUCUUCGACUCCUGGAGGCGUGGAUCAGUACUUCGGGAUAUUCAAAAAUUUUGCCUGAUAAUCACAAAAGUUACAACUAAUGGAUUUUGUGUAUAUAAUUAUGUUUCCCUUCAAAUGUGCAAUAUUUUUUUUUCUAACACUGAUAUAUACUAAUGGAAGUAAGAAAAUAUGGUAGUAUGCUUUCUCUGUGGAGCUGGUAUGUGACGUAAGUCUCUUGUGGACGAGUUUAUUUGUGUAAGCAUAACACAAUGAAAAUAUGUAUUUUUGUAGAUUGAAUGCUUAUAAUAAGUUUAAUGAUAAACUUGUAUAUAUGCCCACAGAAAGAGAUAG
Messenger RNA from Penaeus monodon (black tiger shrimp), 3098 nucleotides. RefSeq lists its product as uncharacterized. Lineage: Eukaryota; Metazoa; Arthropoda; Malacostraca; Decapoda; Penaeidae. The record is from RefSeq and is a predicted model, not a curated record.